Messenger RNA from Thrips palmi, 544 nucleotides. RefSeq lists its product as uncharacterized. NCBI's taxonomy places the organism in Eukaryota, Metazoa, Arthropoda, Insecta, Thysanoptera, Thripidae. Bases 69 to 437 code for a protein of 122 amino acids. The transcript has 2 exons. The record is from RefSeq and is a predicted model, not a curated record.
UGCAGCUCGUGGCGUGGGCAGUCACGAUCGGUCAUGUGGAAUCCUUUAAGAAGCUGGUCGUCCGCAGAAUGCAGACAUUCACCAACAUGAGGCUCACCUUCGCCCUUAUCCCCUGCCUGUUGGUGGUGUUAGCGUUUCACCCAACCCACCAAGCGAAUGAUCCGCUCGCAGUGCCGUGGGCAAGCAAGCAGGGUCUCCUCAAGAGCUGCAUCGCUUCCUCCCAGGCCGUCACACACUUCCCCCAGAAUGUAAUCAACGACUACAACAACUGCCACACCGCCCUGCUGCGAAGCUACGCCAACCGCCACCAGACGCUGCUCCUGACCGGCUACGUGUCGGGCAUGAUCGAGUGCGGCAGGGCCACCGCCUCCUGGCAGCUCGGCUCUUUGGUUGGCGACGUCAUGCUUUGCGUGGCUCUGGCCAUGGCCGCCGGCUAACAAUCCGAUACUUGGCAACCUCAUUCCGUGGCCAUACUUCUCAGGCUUACCCUGUGGCGGUGGGCUUUUCUUCGAAUUGUUAAAUAAAUGAAUAAUUUGUAAAAGUU